AUGACUGAGGGACUUUCCCAAGUCAAUGAACCGAGGGCCGCACUCUCCAAUGCCACCAACUCUACCGAUUGCGGAGAGGACACCGUGCUGUACGGGGACACGGAAAAAGUGGUCAUUGGGACCGUCAUCUCCAUCAUCACUCUGUUGACCAUCGCGGGAAACAGCCUGGUGGUCAUCUCCGUCUGUACCGUCAAAAAGCUUCGGCAACCGUCCAAUUAUCUGGUGGUUUCUUUGGCCGCCGCGGACCUGUCCGUGGCCCUGGCGGUCAUGCCUUUUGUGAUCAUCACGGAUUUGGUGGGAGGCAAAUGGCUCUUUGGAGAAGUCUUCUGCAACGUCUUCAUUGCCAUGGAUGUCAUGUGCUGCACGGCGUCCAUUAUGACCCUCUGUGUCAUCAGCGUGGACAGAUAUCUGGGAAUCACUCGACCUUUGACCUACCCGGUGAGACAAGACGGGAAACUGAUGGCCAAGAUGGUCUUUGUAGUUUGGCUGCUCUCCGCCUCCAUCACGCUCCCUCCCUUGUUCGGCUGGGCCAAGAACGUCACAGUGGACCGAGUGUGCCUCAUCAGCCAGGAUGUUGGCUACACCAUCUACUCCACCGGUGUGGCCUUCUACAUCCCCACCACGGUUAUGCUGGUCAUGUACCACAGGAUCUACAAAGCGGCCAAAGCCAGUGCUCGGAAACAUCGGUUCGUGGACUUCCCGAGACCUCACGACCAGGACCGUAUCGUCUGCGUAGACUCCGCCGUACGGCCCCCGCGGAGCACCAAACGCAGCCACAAAGAGUGCGCCACAUUGUCCAAGUUCCUCCAGGAGGACCACAAGAACAUUUCCAUCUUCAAGAGGGAGCAGAAGGCCGCCAGGACCCUGGGCAUCAUCGUGGGCACCUUCACCGUUUGCUGGCUGCCCUUCUUCUUGAUGUCCACCGCCAGGCCUUUCCUCUGCGGCAGCCGGUGCGGUUGUAUCCCACUGUGGCUAGAGCGGACUUUGCUGUGGUUGGGCUACACCAACUCCCUCAUCAACCCCUUGAUUUACGCUUUCUUCAACCGCGACCUGAGGACUACUUUCUGGAAUCUUCUGCGCUGUAAUUACCGGAACAUUAACCGAAGGCUUUCGGCGGCAAGCAUGCACGAGGCCUUAAAAGCCACCGAAAAGCACGAGGGUGUAUUUUAA
This is a messenger RNA of Thamnophis sirtalis, 1170 nucleotides long. RefSeq names its product 5-hydroxytryptamine receptor 7-like. Lineage: Eukaryota; Metazoa; Chordata; Lepidosauria; Squamata; Natricidae. Gene Ontology annotation, biological process: positive regulation of MAPK cascade; vasoconstriction; adenylate cyclase-activating adrenergic receptor signaling pathway. The record is from RefSeq and is a predicted model, not a curated record. Gene Ontology annotation, molecular function: G protein-coupled serotonin receptor activity. Gene Ontology annotation, cellular component: plasma membrane.